Messenger RNA from Aspergillus welwitschiae, 1869 nucleotides. Its product is annotated as cytochrome P450. The record is from RefSeq and is a predicted model, not a curated record. The transcript is spliced from 4 exons. Lineage: Eukaryota; Fungi; Ascomycota; Eurotiomycetes; Eurotiales; Aspergillaceae. Bases 155 to 1696 code for a protein of 513 amino acids. Gene Ontology annotation, molecular function: iron ion binding; heme binding; oxidoreductase activity, acting on paired donors, with incorporation or reduction of molecular oxygen.
AUUUUCUCGUGGUGUAAUGGGGCCCCCAUUCCUAUGUAAGCAUUCAAUUUUCCAUUUGGCUCACGAGUAUGGCAACGCCUGGGCAUUCACCAAGAGUCAACGGCCUUUCCUCUUGCCCCCCAGGCCCACAUUUCAAGGAUAGUCAUUGACGACCAUGUCUUUCGUGGGGAUUGUUUCUGGCUCUAGAAGCUAUUUACUGCUUGGUGUCGCGCUUGUCAUAUACUGCUUAUGGCAUGCGAUCAGGCAGUGGAGUGGUAGACAUGUUCAUGGUCGAGAACCCCCUUUAAUUCCUUACUGGAUACCAGGCGCCGGCCACACCUUCUCAUUCUUAAGGAAUAUCGAGAAGACGAUAGACAGCGCAAUGCCAUACCUCAAAACUGAAGAUACCCCGUUCCGCUUGCACGUCGGUGGUCGAUCACUAUACGUGGUCCAAGAUGUACGAUUGAUAUCGGAGAUUCACAAGCAAACCAAACUGAUAGGAAACGACCAUUUCCUUGACAUCCUGAUGGCAGCAUCCGGUGUCCCGGGUCCAACAAGAGCUCGCCUCUGGUCCACGAUAACUGCCAAGAGGCAAGAGCCGAUCCCUCGCGCAAUCACAGAAAAUGUGCGAAGAGGUCUCCGAGCACAGCCGCAGAAUAAUCCUCUUACUUUAACCAUACUUGCACAGAUGGAUAAGACUCUCACCCCUUUGGCUGCCUCUGAUUCACUGCGAAGAUCCCUUGCUGAGCCGGGAAAGGUUUCAUUGUUCAAAUGGACUGUGGAUGCCUUUACCGUGACGGUUAGUGACGGAGCCUUUGGAAAAGUGUGUCUGGAGAUGUUCCCAGAGGUGGUAGAUACCAUGUUCCUUCUCCAGACGAAUAUUUAUUCCAUUUUCACGAGACGUCCUAGAAUACUUGCCCCAAAGGCUUAUGCUGCCAGCGACAAGCUAGCGUGUAUUCUUGCCAAAUACUUUGCCCUGCCCACAGAAAAGAAGUUGGACUGUGCAGAAUUCGUGACUAUGACCGAAGAUGAAAUCCGCGCGGCAGCUGUUACAAAGGAAGAAUUGGCUAUGAUGUAUGUCUGGGUUUUUUGGGGCAUGCUCGACAAUCCAUCCACUGCCGCAUUCUGGGUCUUGUGCAGAGUUCUUUAUAACCCAGAGCUAUUAGCUACGAUUCGAGAAGAAUGUGAAGAGGCAUUUGUGAGAAACAAGCCCGUGGCACCAUCCGACAUCCCAGCACGGCUAGAGUGCUGCCCAAUCCUCAAGUCCACCUUUGAGGAAACUAUGCGUCUCCACUCUGGCACACACGUAUUCCGUCAUAUUUCUGAAGAUACAGAGAUUGGUCCCUAUCGCCUACGGAAGGGCUCAAAUAUUCUUAUCCCUUAUAACCGCAUCCAAGUAAGUAAAACUCAUUGGGGCCCUGAUGCAGAGGAGUUUAAACAUCGGCGCUUCCUCGACAAUCCGGGACUCGCGAACUCGCGGUAUUUCAGGCCUUUUGGGGAUGGCACCCAUCAGUGCGGAGGUAAAAUAAUGGCACCUCAACUUGUGAUGUACUUUGUUGCUAUUGUGGUAUGUCGGUAUGACGUGGGCAUACCUGGUGGGAUUGAGAAAUGUCCGUUUCCUAGAGUUGAUAUUCCCAAAGGGAGGGCGACGGUGCCAAUGCCGGUGGCGGGUGAUGUGCCUCACGUUACAAUUACACCACGCAAAAGAGAAGACUGAUGCUGGGGAUUACAAUAUGGUCUCGAGCAUUUGAAACUAGUAUAUAAGUCUUCUUUUGGUUUAUAGUCACUGCCAGGAAAUAAGAAAAUCAAUGCGAACAUAGGAACUCGGUGGUAGGGAGCAAUACAACUAGAGAGUACAGACGUCACACCUAGUUAAACAUUUUCUACCAG